CACGUCCAGGAACAUUAGGAACUUAACUGUCCCUUUAAAAGGGGGGUUGGAGUGACCCAGUCCAUAAAUAUGAGGCAGGGAUAGGCAUGCUGUCACUUUCUAAAUAGAAACUAACAGCCGAGAGCCCCUCUCUAAAAGCUUUUCUUCAACCCUGUUGUCUCUUGCACUGCUGUGGCCAGUCGAAACACACAUAGUGACAGGGUGUGCCGGGGAGUGCGGGAGGGGGUUGGGAAAACAUGCAGAGAAUGGCCUGUGCCGGAAUUGAACCCGGGCCUCUGCAUUAAGGCCUUAGCCCAAGCAGUACGCACUCUAUAGGCUGACUCCAUAAAGAUUAGUGAUGCAUCUGUUAUGUUCCUGGCUGUGUUCCCAGUCAUGGCUUUGGCUGGACGUCUGUUGUCGGAGGAGUCCUUCCUGUGCCCUAUCUGUUUGGAUGUCUUCUCCCAGCCCGUCACCACCCCAUGCGGGCACAACUUCUGCAAGAACUGCCUGCAGGGCUACUGGACCACCACCAGCGUCUGCCAGUGUCCCAUGUGUAAGCAGAAGUUUUACAGACGACCCGAGCUCAAAGUCAACACCUUCGUAUCAGAGAUGGCCUCCCAGUUCCAGAGGUCUGUGGAGCUGAGGUCCUCUGGUCCUCCCCAGGACCAGACCCCAGCCCAGACUGGGGAGGUGGCCUGUGACGUGUGCACAGGAAGCAGGGUCAGGGCCCUGAGCUCUUGUCUGGACUGCCUGGCUUCCUACUGUGAGACCCACCUGGAGCCUCACCUGGUGCUGCCCUCUUUCAAGAAGCACCAGCUCAUUAGCCCGUUACUGACCAUGGCAGACAGGAUGUGUCACAAGCAUGAGCGGCUUUUGGAGCUGUUCUGCCAAAUGGACCAGACUUAUCUGUGUCAGGUAUGUGCCAGGAGAGAGCACAGGGGCCACUGCACGGUGACCCUGGAGGAGGAGAGCAGGCUGCAGAGCGCGCAGUUGGGACAGGCUGAAGCAGAUGUGCGGAACAUGAUCCAAAGCCGCCAGCAGCAGGUGAGAGACAUCCGAAAGACGGUCCAGCUCAGCGAGAGGAAUGCGGAGAGGGAAACAGAGGAGAGUCUUGAGGUGUUCUCCGCUCUGGUGCAAUGCCUCCUAAGGAGCCAGGAGGACCUUCUGAAAGCGAUCCAGGAGAAGAAGGAAGCAGCGGAGAGGAGGGCCGAGGAGCUCGUCAAAGACCUGGAACAGGAGAUCGCUGAGCUCCAGAGGAGGAGCACUGAGCUUGAGCAGCUCUCCCACACAGAGGACCACCUCUACCUGCUCCACAAGCUCCAAAGGCCAGGCGGCCCACCGCACAGCAGGGAGUGGUCGGGGGUGGGGGUGCACGGCGUGUUGUUUGUGGGUACGGUGAGGAGAGCGGUGCGCAAAGCUACCCUCCAGCUGGAGGAGGCUGUGCGGGUGGAGGUGAAGAGGCUGUGUGGCAUAGAACUGGGAAGGGCCCAGGAAUGUGAGGUGGAUGUCACCUUGGACCCCGACACCGCCCACCCUAAACUGUUCCUUUCCGACAAUGGCAAGCAGGUCCGACACGGAGACAAAACCCUUACGCUCCUUGACGGCCCUGCCAGGUUCUUCCCAGGCAUCAGCGUGCUGGGCAGGCAGGGCUUCUCCUCUGGGAGGUUCUACUUUGAAGUGCAGGUGAAAGGCAAGGUGGAGUGGGACGUUGGGGUGGGGAAGGAGUCAGUCAACCGGAAAGGGGGGAACACCUUGAGCCCAGAGAGUGGGUAUUGGACCCUGGGCCUGAGGAACGGUAAGGACUAUUGGGCCCUCACCCCCACCCCUGUGCCCCUUCCUCUGAUAGAAAAGCCCAAGACAGUGGGGGUAUAUGUAGACUGGGAGGAGGGGCAGGUGUCCUUCUAUGAUGUGGAAUCUUGCUCUCAUAUCUACUCCUUCACGGGCUACUCCUUCGCUGAGAAACUCUUGCCCUACUUCAACCCCCAUCGGAAUAAAGGAGGAGUCAAUUCGGCCCCAUUGAUUAUCUCCCCUGUCAAUCACACCUGAGACUCCCCCUCUCAAGGAACAUACUUCAGUUUGUAUUAUUUACAGUGGUAUCUAGAGAAGAGUGUGAAACUUUCGGAUCUUCCUACUGUAGUCAAUGUAAUAA
Molecule: messenger RNA, 2128 nt
Organism: Hypomesus transpacificus
Lineage: Eukaryota; Metazoa; Chordata; Actinopteri; Osmeriformes; Osmeridae
Product: zinc finger protein RFP-like
Exons: 3
Coding region: 349-2025 (558 amino acids)
Molecular function (GO): protein binding; zinc ion binding
Source: RefSeq, a predicted model, not a curated record